AUGGAUGUGGAUAUUGCCACAAUUUUGAGCAUGAAACCAAGUGUUGUUCCUAAGGAAGCCUCGAAUAACUUUGAGAAGCUCAAACCAGGAAAAAUUUACAAGGAAGGAUGGUUUGUUGUGUACAUGUCUAGAGAUCGUCCAAGAGCAGAAAGUCAAAAGCUAUACUUUCAUGUUGAAAACAAACACUUGUAUACUAAUACUUGUCUGGGGUUUAUUUUGGAGCUAGUUACGAAGUUCAAGGGCAACCACAAGGAUGACUUGAAAUGUUUCUCUGAUAUGAUCACGUGGUAUAUCCAUGUACGCAAGCUGCUGCUGAGCUUCAUUCCAAAGAUCUAUGAAGUGAAGAAGCGAAUCACGAACUGA
This is a messenger RNA of Lactuca saligna, 363 nucleotides long. NCBI's taxonomy places the organism in Eukaryota, Viridiplantae, Streptophyta, Magnoliopsida, Asterales, Asteraceae. The record is from the annotation of a GenBank genome assembly.